Alnus glutinosa is the source of this 1659-nucleotide messenger RNA. Its product is annotated as serine carboxypeptidase-like 2. Lineage: Eukaryota; Viridiplantae; Streptophyta; Magnoliopsida; Fagales; Betulaceae. Bases 120 to 1553 code for a protein of 477 amino acids. The transcript is spliced from 14 exons. Gene Ontology annotation, molecular function: acyltransferase activity, transferring groups other than amino-acyl groups; serine-type carboxypeptidase activity. The record is from RefSeq and is a predicted model, not a curated record. Gene Ontology annotation, biological process: secondary metabolic process; proteolysis.
CUUAUCCAACAUCGAUCUUCCCAAACCACAAUUAGCUUCAAGGAAGUAGAGUAUAUAUAUAUGCACGUUCUUCUUGAAGACGUCCUUUAGAAAUUAAGGAAACGGCAAAACCAGAUGCUAUGGCGAGGCUACGUUCAUUUUUCAGCCAUAUUUCUCUUCGCUUCCACAUGUUGGUUUUUCUUCUUCUCCUACAAGUUUGCUCGCAGCAUGCAUUCUCUCGCUCAAUGGUUAAGUUUCUUCCUGGCUUCCGUGGACCUCUUCCAUUUGAGCUUGAAACUGGGUAUGUGGCAGUGGGUGAUUCAGAGGAAGUAGAGCUCUUCUACUAUUUUGUCAAGUCGGAGAGGAGUCCUAAAGAGGACCCUCUCCUCCUCUGGCUAAUCGGUGGUCCUGGUUGCUCUGGCUGGACCGGCGUUGCGUUUGAAAUAGGUCCACUGAAUUUUAAGAUAGAGGAGUACAAUGGGACCCUGCCUGAGUUGGUCUUAAAUCCACAUUCUUGGACAAAGGAAUCUAGCAUAAUAUUUGUGGACUCGCCCGUUGGCACUGGAUUUUCCUAUGCAAGAACCCCGGCUGCUUCUCAGUCGAGUGACUUGAAACAAGUACACCAGCUCCACCAAUUCCUCGUUAAGUGGCUGAUUGAUCACCCAGAAUUUGUCUCGAACGCAUUCUACGUUGGUGGCCAUUCCUACACUGGCAUUAUUGUUCCGAUCCUAGUUCAACAAAUCUCAAGUGGAAAUGAAGAAGGUGUUCGCCCAUUAAUAAACCUUCAGGGAUACAUACUAGGAAAUCCAAUGACUGAUCAAAAAACAGAUGGUGAUUCAGUAAUUCCUUGCGCUUAUGGACUGGGACUCAUUUCUGAUGAACUCUAUGAGUCAUUGAAGAGAACCUGCAAAGGAGAGUAUGUAAUUAUAAAUCAGAGAAAUUCAGACUGUUUGAAGUACGUUCAGGCUUCCUAUGAGUGUCUUGCAGGAAUUAAUUUUGUACAUGUUUUGGAACCUUCAUGUGCUUUUGCUUCUCCUAAGCCACGGGCUACGUUUGAUCAAAGAAGAUCUCUUCACCAAAAUCCUAAAGUGUUCCUCGACCCCGACCCAGACCCAUCACUUCCUUCGUUUGGCUGUCGUAAUUAUGGAUACUUGCUUUCUCGUCAUUGGGCUAACGAUGAUGAUGUCCGCCAAGCCCUUCACACACGAAAGGGAAGCAUGGGGGAAUGGGAGCGUUGCAAAUCUGGAUUAGCAUAUACACAAGAUGUUGAAAGCACUUUUGAGUAUCACGUUAACCUCAGUACUAAAGGCUACUCAUCUUUAAUAUACAGUGGUGAUCAUGACAUGAUAGUGCCAUCUCUGGGGACUCAAGCAUGGAUAAGAUCUUUAAACUAUUCUAUUGUCGAUGACUGGAGGUCCUGGAUUGUCCAAGGCCAAGUUGCAGGUUACACAAGGACUUAUUCCAACCGGAUGACAUUUGCAACUGUGAAGGGUGGGGGGCACACAGCACCAGAGUACAGGCCUAAAGAAUGUUUGGCUAUGUUCAAAAGGUGGAUAUCACACGAACCUUUAUGAUCACCUCCAACUGCAUAGCCUUGAUCGAAUGUUAUUACAAUAAAAAUAAUAAAUAAAUAAAUACAAAUAGCUGCAUAGUAUUAAGAUCUUAUUAAGCAUUACUUUA